Molecule: messenger RNA, 1714 nt
Organism: Tympanuchus pallidicinctus (lesser prairie-chicken)
Lineage: Eukaryota; Metazoa; Chordata; Aves; Galliformes; Phasianidae
Gene: MRPL38
Product: mitochondrial ribosomal protein L38
Exons: 9
Coding region: 46-1185 (379 amino acids)
Cellular component (GO): mitochondrial large ribosomal subunit
Source: RefSeq, a predicted model, not a curated record
UGUUGCUAUGGUAACGGGGGCCUUCCGCUGGGGGCGGUGCGCAUCAUGGCGGCGCCCUUGUUGAGCGCGGCGCUGCGCGGCGCCUGGAGCGGGCGGGCCUUCAGCACCGCGGCCGCUCUUUGCAAACGGGCGGCCCCGCUGGGCCCGAUGCCGAACGAGGAUAUCGAUGUCAGCAAUUUGGAAGCGCUGGAAAAAUACCGCAGUUUCACUCGGUACUUCAAACUGGCAGAGAAGGAGAGCAGGAAGCCGCGGUGGUGGAAGACGUACCGGCAGUACACGAACCCCGAGCCAGGUAAGCCAAAGACUGACAUCAGCCUGCCACGUGAUAAGGUGCUGCGGGUAAGAGAAGUCAAGGAAAGGAAAAGAAUCCUGAAGCAGAACCACCAGAACAUCGAGAUGGAGAGAGCAGCACGGCUCCGGACCGCGCUGAUCCCUCUCGAUGAGGUCAGGGCAGAGUGGGAGAAGACCAGCGGCCCUUUCCACAAGCAGCGCCUGGCCGAGCACUGCGGGAUAUUUCGUGACUUGUUGCAGGGGGCCACCUUCACCCCCUGGGUUGGCUUGAAGGUGGGAUACAACCAGGAAGAUGAGCACCUGGUGCCAGUCUACUACGGGAACGUGGUGACUCCGUCGGAGGCUUCCAAUCCUCCUGAAGUGUCAUAUGAGGCAGAUAAAGGCUCUCUCUGGACUUUGUUGCUCACAAAUCCAGAUGGACAUUUAAGAGACACUGAUUCGGAGUACCUCCACUGGCUGGUGACAAACAUUCCAGGCAAUGAUAUCAAGGCGGGCAAGGAGAUGUGCCAUUACCUGCCCCCCUUCCCUGCCAUGGGCACCGGCUACCAUCGCUUCAUCUUCCUGCUCUUCAAGCAAGACCGGCCCAUAGAUUUCAGCGAGGAUGUCCGGCCCAAGCCAUGCUACAGCCUCAAGAUGCGAACCUUUAGCACCUUUGACUUCUACAGAAAGCACGAGGAUGACAUGACCCCAGCAGGGCUGGCGUUUUUCCAGUGUCAGUGGGACAGCUCUGUUACUUGGAUCUUCCACCAGCUACUCAAUAUGAGAGAGCCUGUGUUUGAAUUCGUGCGGCCGCCCGUUUACCAUCCUCCACAGUUAAAAUUCCCACGCCGGCAGCCUCUGAGAUACCUGGACAGAUACCGAGACUCCGAGGAGCCCACCUAUGGCAUUUACUAGGGCCCUGGUGUCCUCCUGUUGCUCUGGUGUUCGUUGCAGUGCAGGUCCAGCAGAUGGAGCUGUCGGCUUCCCUGCCUUCACCCUUCCAGCUGGGCGGUCAGGAGCGUUCUGCGCCUCUCGAAGGAGAGAGGACAGAAUCUCAGCCUCUUGGCUCUGAGUUCCACUUUGCUGGUGCUGCUGGAAAGCAUGCAGCUGAGGGCAGCAGGCAUCAGUGUUGGCAGCUGUAUGGGGAAAAAGGCUAUUUCAGAACAUGUUCGUGGAUGAAAACUAAUCCAUGUCCAGGCUGAAAUCCUGCUACUGGUUCUGUAGCAGAGCUGAUGAGUAGUGGCAGCAGGACAGAGUCCUCCAGAAAUGCCCUGCCUUGCUUCUCUGGAAGGAUCACCAUUCUCCUUUCACCUGCCUUUGAAACAAACAAACCAGGCCAACCUGUGUCUCCUUCCCUUUUCUGUGCUGCAGUUCAGGGCUAUGCCAGCUUUCAUUUCUGCAGUCCUUUUAAAGAGAUGAAUCAAAUUAAAUACACUCUGAGUGA